AUGAUGCAGCUCUCGACGCUUCUCACGCUUCUUCCUCUCUUCCUGGCUCCUUCCCUCGUCUCCGCCCAUGGAGUCGUCAGGGAUAUCACUAUCGCCGGCAAGAAAUACACCGGCCCUGAGCCUCGUCAAGGCUUCCGUGAUCCUGGUUCCUCUAUCAUUCGACAAGUCGAGGAUACCAGCCCAGUCAAGGGUGCCAACAACCCUGCCAUGAGCUGUGGUACCAACUCCGCACGCGCUAGCCAGGUUGCAGAUGUGAACCCAGGCGACGAGAUUGCAUUCAACUGGGGAAGCUGGCCCCAUCGAGUCGGACCCCUCAUCACUUACAUGGCCUCUUGCGGUUCCACCCCCUGCUCCGAAUUUGACUCUGCCAACGCCAAAUGGUUCAAGAUUGACCAGAAGGCCUUGAAGGACAACGGAGGGUGGUACCAAGCUGAUGUCGCUGACGGUGCCCCUGCUACCGCCAAGAUCCCCUCCAACCUCGCACCCGGAAACUACCUCAUCCGUCACGAAAUCAUCGCUCUCCAUGUCGCCAUGUCCCAAGGCGGUGCCGAGUUCUACCCUUCGUGCUCCCAGGUUCGAGUUGGUGGUUCGGGUACCGGUGCUCCUUCUGGUGACGAACUCGUUUCGUUCCCUGGUGCUUACACCGACAACCACCCCGGUAUCCUCAUGAACGCGUUUGGCAAUGUCGCCAAAUAUGACUUCCCUGGUCCCGCUGUCGCCAAGCUCGCAGGUGGUGGAGGUGGUGGUAACGCCAACCCUGCUCCUGCUCCUGCACCCACCACGUCGUCGGCCCCUGCUGCGCCCACGGCAACUGCACCUGUCAACAACGGCGGUGCUGCCAGCCCAACAGCCGAGCCUUCCACUCCUGCGCCACCUGCUGCCACGCCAUCCACUUCCAACGCGGCUGCCACCACUUCUUCGCGUGCUGAGGGUGCCCCAUCCGCACCUGCUGAGACGCCUUCUCCUUCCCAGGAGGCGCCAGCUGAACCUUCCCCUGCUGCACCCACCACGCAGGUUGCCGUCGUCGACCCUGUCCCUUCUUCCUCCGAGGCUGAACCAGCCGCACCAACCUCCUCCCCCGUCGACGUUCCUUACACUGAAGCUGCUCCUGCUCCCGCAGAACCAUCUCCCUCUGACGCAGCUCCAGAACGACCUUUCACGUCCUCUGAAACGAUCCCAUCUCCUUCCCCUGUCGAUGACGGCGCCGAUGAUGUCCCCGCUGUCACUCCCGCUCCCCAGAAGCCCAGUCACGGUCACGGUGGACGACCCUCUCAUGGCGACACCUGCAAGCGCCGUCGCCGAUCCAAGUUCAUCAGGCGUCCCUCGUCGACUGCUGCUCAGGGUGCACCUACCGCUCCCGCUGCUUCUGAGCCCUCUGCUGCCGUCCCCGCUGACGACGCUGAGUACACCCUCCCCGUUGGGAGGAGGCACAGCCGGGUUAUGAGGAGGUUCUCGCGCUUCUAA
Molecule: messenger RNA, 1464 nt
Organism: Coprinopsis cinerea okayama7#130
Lineage: Eukaryota; Fungi; Basidiomycota; Agaricomycetes; Agaricales; Psathyrellaceae
Product: endoglucanase-4
Exons: 2
Coding region: 1-1464 (487 amino acids)
Source: RefSeq, a predicted model, not a curated record